GAAUUACAAAAUUCUUCAAGGAGAUAAUGAUACUAACUUGCUUACAAAGUUAUAAAACAUACACGACAUUGCAAUAUAAACCCUACCAAAAUCCCUACUUUUCCAUCAUUUCAUUCACUCACACACGCAUAACAUAUUUGUAGCAUCCAUACAUAAAUACAUACAUUUCGAGGGAAAGAGAUGAAAGAUCGGAUGGAGCGAUUAUUGAUAUUGCCUUUUUCGUUAGGGUGUUCAACGCAAUCUUGCGUCGCUGUGGCCACUACUCAUCAACAAAAGAAACCAAACCAACUCAUCAAGAGUACCUUCUUGCUCACAUUUCUUUUGUUCUAUAUCCUUGCUUCUUCUCUCUUUUUCUUUCUGAAUAGUCUUUUUCUCUGAUCUGGUUUUCUAAGGAAGAGAAGAAAGUCAUGAGAAUGGAUCAUUUGAAAAAGAAUACACAAAGAUGGACAGAAACGGUGCUAAUAUGUUAGAUGGUAUCUCUACAAAAUUAUUCGAGGCUUCAAGAGUUUCUCUCACUUUUUUAUUCGUGUAUGUGCCUUUUUGUACUGUCUUUUAUUUCUGAAUGAUCGUUUUAUCCUUUUUGGUUUUUAUAAGGAAGAGUAGAAAGUGAUGCAAAGGGCUCAUUUAGAAAGGAUUACACAAAGAUGGAGAACAACAACAACGGUGCUAAUAUCUCAGAUGGUAUCUACAGAAUUAUUCGCAGCUUCAAGAGUUUCUCGCACUUUUUCAUACGUUACGAAGAGGAGACGAAAGAGAGAGAAGCGGAGAUGGAGAUAGGAUUUCCAACGGACGUGAAGCACUUGAGCCACAUCGGAGUUGAUGGAACCAUGACCACUUUCGACAACACCUCCUCAUCUUUUCCAUUCUCCGGUUUCCAUCUCACCGGCACCGUCGUCUGAUUUUCGCAUCUUCUAGUACUAAAUCAACUACAUAUGACAUUUUCUUUCAAUAGUUUCAUAAUUAGUCAUAAGAUCAUCUUAUUUGGUUGCAAGUACGUACAUACAUACCUCAAAAUUCAAUAAUCAAUCUCAUUCCUUUAACUAUUCAGUUUUGGUAAGUUUUUGUUACUCAUCAUCUUUCACGAACUCGUUACCGUUUUACUUAAAUGAAAUAAUUCUUAGA
Messenger RNA from Arabidopsis thaliana (thale cress), 1122 nucleotides. RefSeq names its product ROP-interactive CRIB motif-containing protein 2 (gene RIC2). Gene Ontology annotation, cellular component: plasma membrane. The record is from RefSeq and is marked reviewed. NCBI's taxonomy places the organism in Eukaryota, Viridiplantae, Streptophyta, Magnoliopsida, Brassicales, Brassicaceae. The transcript has 2 exons. The coding region runs from base 645 to 899 and encodes 84 amino acids.